AUGGAGCAAAAUAAAACCAGUAAGGCCGAUGAGAUCGGACUUGCAGAAAAUUGCCAAGUAGAUCCCAAUGUCACUACGAUAUGGAAUCCGAACUUACAAAAUCAGCUAUACUUUGGUAGGCGUCUCAAAGAAUACAUAUUUGUGGGUUUUUGCAUGCUAUCACAAUUACUGAACCAGGCAGCGAUGACGCAAGCCAAUCCGUUGUUCAACGUAAUAUCUGAGGAUAUGGAAUCUAACGUUUCUCAGCAAGCAUGGCUCAUGGCUUCUUUUCCACUGGCCUCUGGUUCUUUUAUUUUAAUCAGCGGCAAAUUUGGCGAUGUUUACGGCCUCAAGAAAACUUUGCUUGUGGGCUAUGUCAUUGUUAUCAUAUGGUCCCUAAUCUGCGGAUUGAGCUCCUAUGCCCAUAACGUCGAUUUUUUUAUAGUUGCACGCUCUUUACAAGGCCUCGGUAUUGCCUUUAUUUUGCCCAACGUAAUGGGUAUCGUUGGCAGCGUUUAUGUGCCCAACACGAAGGCUAAGAACAUGGUGUUUAGUCUAAUAGGUUCUUGCGCACCCAUUGGAGCUACACUGGGGUGUGUAUUUUCGGGGCUGAUUGGGGCCAAAUCUGCAGUUUGGGCCUGGGCAUUUUACGCAUAUGCCCUUACAGCUGCCUUUAACUUCUGCGUGGCCAUUUGGAUUAUACCCAAUAAUAUUCCAAUCAAUGUUAAUAAGUCCAAAAUGGACUGGUUGGGUUCGAUGAUGGGUGUGGUCGGUUUAAUCAUGUUAAACUUUGUAUGGAACCAGGCGCCCAUUGAUGGCUGGAACAAGGCCUACAUAAUUGUUCUGCUGGUAAUUUCUCUGUUAAUUCUCACGGCGUUUUUCAUCUACGAGGCCAAAUAUGCUAAGGACCCAUUAUUGCCACGCGUUGCGAUGCAAAAUCGCCGGUUACUGAUGAUUUUAGCAUCUCUAUUCUUCGGGUGGGGUUCAUUUGGUAUUUGGACAUUCUACUACAUGUCCUUCAUCUUGAAUCUCAGACAUUACUCGCCUCUGUGGGCUGGUAGCACUUACUUUAUGUUUGCCAUAUGGGGUAUUGUGGCAUCGCUGCUGGUCGGUUAUACCAUACACAAAACGGGACCUGCGGUCAUCUUGUUUGCUUCUAUGAUUGCUUUCAAUUGUGGAUGUAUUAUGCUGGCUGUGACGCCUGUUCAUCAAACUUAUUUUCGGAUGACUUUGGGCAUCAUGGUUAUACUUAGCUUUGGAAUGGACUUAUCGUUUCCGGCGGCUUCUAUCAUCCUGAGCGAUGUCUUGCCUAGCCAAUACCAAGGUAUGGCCGGUUCUUUAGUGAGUACCAUGGUCAGCUACUCUAGCUCGAUAUGUUUGGGCAUGGGAAGCACCGCAGAACGCUACAUUAACAAGGACGGAACAGAAUUGCUAAAGGGCUAUAGGGCAGCUUUAUAUGUUGGGAUUGGUUUGGCGUCUGUUGCAGUAUUCAUUAGUGGCUGGUACUUGAUUGAAGAGCGGUGGCGAAGUCGUAUUCAAAGACUGACAGAUGAUUCAAAGAGCAUAUCACAACUGGAGUAA
This is a messenger RNA of Lachancea nothofagi CBS 11611, 1560 nucleotides long. The record is from the annotation of a GenBank genome assembly. NCBI's taxonomy places the organism in Eukaryota, Fungi, Ascomycota, Saccharomycetes, Saccharomycetales, Saccharomycetaceae.